Amorphotheca resinae ATCC 22711 is the source of this 1404-nucleotide messenger RNA. RefSeq lists its product as hypothetical. NCBI's taxonomy places the organism in Eukaryota, Fungi, Ascomycota, Leotiomycetes, Helotiales, Amorphothecaceae. The record is from RefSeq and is a predicted model, not a curated record. Gene Ontology annotation, molecular function: metal ion binding; alcohol dehydrogenase (NAD+) activity. The coding region runs from base 94 to 1344 and encodes 416 amino acids. The transcript is spliced from 2 exons. Gene Ontology annotation, cellular component: mitochondrion.
UGUACCUCAAAGUAAUUACAUCAGGUAGAUCCCAAGUACCAAGUUGCAAUUCAAAAACCAUCCAUCCCAUUGUGAGAUUAUCGGACUUAUAUCAUGGCAGCUCCAGGAGAGACGUACCAUCCCGCAUUCCCAUACCAGUCCAAACCCCACAUCUCAACGGGACUUCCGUUCCCUGUAACCUGCGCCCACCACAUCUCCAACACCUACCAUGCCUCCAGAGCCUAUAUCAUAGUCUCGAACUCCAUUAGCCAAACCGCUGCCUUUGCCGAUUUGCAGAAGGCUCUCGGCGACCGCAUCGUCGGUGUCCGUAAGGGCAUCAAGCCGCACACGCCAUGGGACGACGUCCUCGAGAUCAUCCAGGACGUGAGAGACAAAGCCGCCGAUAUCAUUAUCACCCUGGGCGCUGGUUCUCUCACUGACGGAGCUAAACUCAUCUCAUACGCUCUUGCCAACAACGUCUCCAACCAUGAUGACCUUUCACGACUGACCUCCGAAGCUCACCCAAAAGACCCCAAACCCUGCGCCAUCCCAAUCAUCAACAUCCCCACGUCGCUCUCAGGCGGCGAGUACUCCGCGUUCGCCGGCGCAACCGACACCCGCACCAUGCACAAAGCGGGGUUCGCGCACCCGUCAAUGGGCGCGGAUCUGAUUGUGCUAGAUCCGGCACUGAGCGUGUCGACUCCAGCGCGGAUCUGGCUCUCGUCUGGGAUGCGGGCGGUGGACCACUGCGUGGAGGGACUGUGCUCGAUGAGUGGGAAGGCGGGGGAGGAGAGUCGGGCGGGGUUCGCGGCGGGGUUGAAGCUGCUGGUGCCGAACCUGUUGGUUACGAAGGAGAAGUGGGGGGAUGAGCAGGCAAGGCUGAAGGAGAUGAUGGGGGUGGUGGAGGCAAUGAAGGCGUUGGGGUUGGGGGUGCCGAUGGGGGCCAGUCAUGGCAUUGGACACCAGCUGGGACCGCUGGGAGUGGGACACGGGGAGACGAGUUGCAUCAUGUUACCGGCUGUGUUGAAGUUCAAUGUGCGGCAUGGGGAUGAGAAGGUUAGGGGACUGCAGCAGAAGGUGCUGGAUAUCUUGUGGGGCGAGGAAACCGUCGCUGAGGUUCUGACCAGGCGGGGAUUGGAGAAGAGCACGGCGGAUGCGGGGGACGUGGUCGGGGCUGUGGUCAGCGAGUUAGGUCUGCCGCGAACCCUGAGCGAGGUUGGAGUAGGGAGGGAGAAGCUAGAUGCCCUUGCUGACAACUGCUUGAAAGAUCCCUGGCUGAAGACGAACCCCGUGCCGGUUGUGGAGAAGAAGCAAGUGCUAGAGAUCCUCGACAUGGUUGCCGGGGAUGGGAAGCCGUCCCUAUAAGGAUAUAGUUGGAAAAUGCUUACAGUAUGCACUUCCUCGUGAUCACUCAUCAUCCAUCCC